GAGAGGAUAAAAUGUGAUGGAACAGUGAGAGACAAAAAGGACGGUGUGAGAGAGAGUGAUGAAGAAAAUUAGGGAUAAUUUAAUAGAAGAGCACUUGGAUACGAAAAAAAAGCAUAAAGAGGGACUGACAGAUGGAUGGUGGAGAGUCGGUACACAGUGGAAGUACAAAGAGAGGAAGGAGAGCGAAGGAGAGAGAUCAAUCUAACAGCUGAAGAGGUCACUGCGGAUACAACGAAGAGCAACACAGCCUGAACUGCAGACUAAAAGGAUGACAAAGAUUGGGAGGAUGAGGAGGAGGAGGAGGAGCAGGGAAGAGAAAACGGAGAAGGGGAAGAUGACCGUGACAUGGAGAAUGGAGAGUUAGAGGGUCUGGAGGAGAUGGAAAUGACGGGAGGACGACAAUCCUGGGAAGGGAAAAGUGGCGAGGUGGUGAAACCAGCAGCCAUUGUGGUCGGUAGACAGAGAGCAGACCGAGCGCUGAGGCCGGGCAACCGUGGUAUCGCAUACAUGUCCAAUCAAGCCCUGCUACAUCAUCAACCAGCCAAUAAGCAACAGCAUUAUCCCGCCGCAGCCAAUCAUCAGCCUCAUCAAGCAGGCCUGAAUGCGCUGCAGAAGAGACGAGCUCUCAUGGAGCGCAGCAUGACCACAGUGGCUCCCAUGGAUGACACUUUCCUGACCAUGAUGGUGUUCCGCAUUGGAAUUCCUGACAUCAAACAAACAAGGUGUCUCCAGUUUGACCAGGACUGCACAGUAUGGAGCGCUAAGCAGCAGAUCAUCUGCUCCCUCAAUGAGACGUUGUGGGACGUCUACAACUACGGCCUCUUCCAGCCGGCUGGAGACGGACGGGACGCCAAGUUCCUGGAGGAGGAGAGGGCCCUCCGAGACUACUCGCAGACCUUUGAGAAAGGGGUGCCUUACCUGGAGUUUAGGUACAAAACUAGAGUUUAUAAACAGACGAAUCUGGAUGAAAAGGCGCUCUCCAAACUCAGCACAAAGGCCAGUCUGAAGAAGUUCCUGGAUUACAUUCAGACCGGAGCAAUAGAGAAAAUGGCAAAAGUCCUUGAUAAAGGUCUUGAUUCAAAUUUCCAUGACCCUGACAGUGGAGAGACCCCGCUCUCCAUAGCCAUGCAGUCGGGCCUGCCGGUGGAGGGCAUCAGGCUGCUGGUUCAGGGCGGCUCUCAUUUGGACUUUAGGAGCAGAGAUGGCUUCACACCGGUGCACAAAGCUGUUAGGGCUCACAAUCAUGCUGGGCUGAUGGCUCUCUUGUCCCUUGGAGCAUCUCCAAACUACAGAGACCGCUAUGGCCUGACCCCGCUGUACCACACUGUACUGACAGGGGGCGACACUUCCUGCUGCGAGACCUUGCUGUAUUACAGGGCGAGGCUGGGGACAAAGGAUGAGAAUGGCUGGGACGAGUCCCACCAGCACAGGGAUGAAGAAGAGUUUGGAAUGGAAGAAAUACACAAGGCUUGCCAGAACGGUUUUGCACAGCACUUGGAGCAUCUGUUGUUUUAUGGGGCUGAAACCUCCUCUCAAAAUGCCUCAGGGAACACUGCACUUCACAUUUCUGCCCUGUACAACAAGGAAAGCUGUGUCCGCGUUCUUCUGUACAGGGGAGCAAAUAAGGAGGCAAAGAACAAGCUUGGUCAGACCCCUUUUCAGCUAGCUAUAAUGUCUGGUCACUUUGAACUUGGGGAAAUCUUCAAAAACCAUAAAGAUUCUGACAUAGUGCCCUUUUUGGAAUCGCCAAAGUAUGUUCCCAAGCGAAAAGAGAGCGCCUACACUCUACCUCUCCCCUCACUUCAUUCCCACCCCCUACUGCGCGCUAACAGCGAUAACUCCAUGACCCAGUCUGACCCCCUGGCCCUGCCCAACAAGGCUGCAACCAAUCCCAACCCGGGACAGGGCCAACGCAGGGCCUCCAUCGGCAUGAGAAGCUCAAGCAGCCCCAGAACUCGUACUCGCUCCCCAUCCCGGGGUAGAGGAGGCCAAAGUGACACAGAGGAGAGGCACCGACAGCCGAGAGGCAGACAGGGUGCAACCUCAGUGGGCAGUGGUGGAGAUCAGAUGAAGCGUAUGUACAGCGCAGUGCCAGGGCGGGUUUACAUGGCCACUCGGGCGUACUCUGCUGGCGGAGACAAAGAGCUCUCACUUAACAAAGGCGACAGAGUUAAAGUGUUAAGUGUAGGAGAAGGGGGAUACUGGGAAGGAACAGCGAAAGGUCGUACUGGCUGGUUUCCGUCAGACUGUGUAGAAGAGGUGGCGGCUCUCAGCAAAGACAAUCGAUCAGAGACGCGCAGCGAGAAAGCCAAGAGGAAGCUUUUCCGUAACGUCACUGUUGGAGCCUACGACGGCACUGAUGGCCCCAGUGACUACAUCAUUAAGGAGAAGACAGUGCUCCUGCAGAAGAAAGACAAUGAGGGCUUUGGCUUUGUGCUUAGGGGAGCCAAAGCUCAGACUCCCAUAGAAGAGUUCACUCCAACGCCAGCGUUCCCCGCGCUGCAGUACCUGGAGUCUGUCGAUGAGGGGGGUGUGGCCUGGAGGGCGGGCCUCAGGAUGGGGGAUUUCCUCAUCGAGGUGAACGGCCAGAAUGUGGUGAAGGUUGGCCACCGGCAGGUGGUCAAUAUGAUCCGACAGGGCAGCAACAGCCUUAUGGUGAAAGUUGUGAUGGUUGCUCGAAACCCUGAACUGGAGGAUACUGCUCGGAAGAGAGCCCCGCAGCAGACUAAAAGACUGACUCCUCCUGCCAUUGCCCUGCGCUCCAAGUCAAUGACAUCAGAGCUGGAAGACAUGGUGGACAAAGCUGCGUCUCCAUGGAAAAAGAAAGCAGAAUACGAGUCCUCUCUUGGUCCUGAUAAGAAGAGGACCGUCUAUCAGAUGGCACUAAAUAAACUGGAUGAAAUCUUGUCUGCUGCCCAACACACUAUUACUCCAGACAACCAGGGCCAGAGGGGUCAUGGAGGCAAGAGGGACCGGAGCAAGAGUGUUGUUCCCAAUGUCUCCAAUGAGCAACCCUAUGAGCAUCAGUCAUCAGUGAGUAUGGUGCAGCCCGGACCAGGUUUUGGCUACAACCAAGCUCAUUUUCAACCCGGCCACACUCAGCAUGCAGUCAUGAUACGUCAAAAAUCUAUUGGUGUAACAGAGGAGGAAAGACAGUAUCUACACCCACCCGCUAUGAAACUGGCUCGCAGCCUGUCGGUGCCGGGACCGGAGGAGAUACCCCCACCCCCUAACACAUCUGCCCCAGAGCCACCUUUAUCAGCAGGCCCUCAUCCUGUGAGAGGGCCUGCUAUGCCCAUACCCCCUGUAUCUCAAGCCCACUACCAGCUCCAGUCCCAGCCAGGGCAUGCUACUCAAGCAGGCUGGGAGAGGGGUGGGCCUGGUGGGAUGAACCAGCAGGCCAUGGUCCCCACCCUCCGCAGACAAUCUGAUGGACUGGGUGUCAGAGAGCCGGAGGCGCCCAGGAGAGGUGGUGGCAAAAUGGGAGGGUUAAGGAGAGGCUACAGCAGUGCUACACCACCAACAAGUGCUAAGCCAAAGGCCCCACCAGCACCGCAACAUCACCCGCACAUGGCCAACCGGGAGCAGGGUGGAGGGGUUGGCAGGGGUACAACCAGGAGGGGUGGUCGAGGAGCUCUGAUGAAACAGUCGAAAGUGGAGGAUGGGCUGAGACAGCACCGAGGAAAAGGAGUUGCAGCCAAAGAGAAGAGCUCCAUCCCCAUCCCCACCAUCAUUGUCAAAGCUCCCUCAACCAGCAGCAGUGGGCGAAGCAGCCAGGGUAGCAGCAUGGAAGCUGAGCCCCUCCGCCAUGUUGAAGACCACACCUCAGCAGAUACGACCUCAGACAGCCCCAACACCAGUCUACCCUCACCACUCACCCCUUUGCCACCUCAGCCCCCUACACCCACAUCCUUGCCUUCAUCAACUGUUGCCCCAUCUGUUUCCUCGCAGCAAAACUUGGAAAACUUGGACUACACGUCAACAUACGGUACGGCCUUUGGAGGAGGAGGGGCACGCAGGGAAAGAGAACGUUUCCGAGAUAUGAGAAGAAAGAGUGCUUCUUUCUUCCUAUCAACUGAGGAGGACAUUCAAGGAGAGGCAGAGGGAGGAGUAGAGGAGGGAGGAGGAGCAAUAGGGGCAAGAAUUCAGCCGUUACAGGGCAUACAAAUGGAAGUGCCCACCCCUCGUCUACGGCCCUCCAAGUCUAUAGAUGAGGGCAUGUUUUCGGGAGACAGCUAUGUCCACUAUUCCAGCAGCAUGCCCCCAGCCUUUGGCCUGCCUGAGUAUUCUUCCCCUGUUCUUGGUCAGGAUGGCCAGCCCAAGUCAGCUCCCUCAAUGUAUGGCACCCAGGCCACUACUACUUUCAUCCACCCACUUACAGGGAAAGUUCUUGACCCCUCGUCCCCACUUGGCUUGGCCCUAGCUGCAAGAGAGAGGGCCCUAAAAGAUGACCGCAGGACACGCAGAGAGGAGAGACACUUUGGUCGGCAGCUGUCCACAGUAGGAGCAUUCCCUACUCCUGUUCAGACCCCAACUCCUUCACUUUUUGCAACCCCUACACAAUCUGCCUACACUUCCCCUGUAUCCGUCCACCUAAGCUCCCCCACCGCCACCACCUCGCCUGCAUCUAUGAGCCGGCCACAGUCACCAAGGAUAUUACGUUUGGGAGGAGGAGGUGGGGAGAGGAUGGAGAGAGACAAGGAAGGAGCGCCAAGGGAGGGUCUCAGAGUUCGCUUCUCAGAGGACCGAACCAGUCAGUAUUCAACCCAGUAUUACCCACAGAGCCCCAGGGAGAGAGAAAGAGAAAAGGAGGUGUAUGACAGCAGACCUGCUCCACCCAUGCAGCCUCCUCCACCGCCGGUUCAACCCGCACCCCGAAGACCUUCCUUUCUGCAGAUGGAUAGUGCUCCCAACACCAGCUACGUCCCUCAGUAUACUGUCCCCACAGCCCCCGCACAGACGCAUGAAACUAGAGCAGGGGCGGGUGGAGGUCUAGGACUGAUGGUUCUCCCUCCACCAGCUCCCUCAAUAGAUGCAGAGGAUGAGUUUGUCUUUUCAGAUCCCUUGCCCCCUCCUAUACAGUUUGCUAAUGGUAAGAAGGAGAGAGUCCAGGAGUAUCCUCAGCAGCAUCAACACCGGAGUCAACACUCUGCUGCUGUUGCACCACCUCCUCCACCCUCUCUUCCAUCUAGCAAGCACUCAAAUGCUCCCCAACCCUCCUCACAGGGUGGGGACUCUGCUGCCUCCAGCCUUACAUCCUAUGACAGUGAGGUGGCCAACCUUACACAAUCGGCUCUCUCUCCAUCUUAUCCGUCCCCACAGAUAUUUCCCCCUCCGCCCGCCACUACCAACACCGCUACACCUUUGCCUGCCACUUCACUACACAGACCCCAGCCCAUGUCUCACUCUCACCCCUAUUAUGGCAGCUCUAACGACCCCUCAGUAGGUGGUCACAUCACGGCCCAGGAUAGAGGCACAGCCACCAUUACCUAUGCUACCACUACCAUGACAUCCACUGCAGCCCCCACCACCACAACCUCACCAGGAUCCUCUGACUACAGUAUGACCAUGGCCGGGCACAAGACUGGCCUCAGCACAGGGGGCAAAGCCGCUGACCAUACUCAUCACCCUACUGUUACACCGAAGAGUGGAGACUGGCAAGAUGCCGUGGUGGAUUCUGGGAUUGAGGAGCUUGACAGUCACAGCAGUAGCGACCACCAUUUAGAAAUGCUGGGAUUGAGUGGGCUAAGAGGAGAGAGGGGAGGGAUUGGAGGAGAUGGGCGAGGAGAAGAGGGAGAGAGAGGAAGUGAGCAUCAGGAUCCUUGCACAACCUACUCAGGUGGGCAAACAUUUGAGUUGCACAGUGCCAAACUGGCAAAUCCAGUGUUUCCAAGGAUGACUCAUUACAAGGAGGGAGGAGGGAGGUGCCCGCCUGUUGCACUACGUAGGCAGAACAGCACCAACCCUGCUCCUUUGCAGUUGCACAGACCAAGCAACCCGGACGAUGUUAGGUUAGAAGUGUUCGAAGAUGAAAGGAAGCGCAAGCAGAGUCGAUCCAAAAUGGAGGAUGGCUUCAACACCUCUCUGGCUGCCUGCUUAGAGAGGCAGAUAGACCCUCGGUCGGUGAACUGGGUUGAGGUUGGUGAGCAUGAGCAAGGUGGAGAUGGAGUACAGAGAGGUGGUAUCGUUUUGGAGGGCCGCAGACUUCACUCCCCUCUUGCUGGCGUGAAGGCGAGCAUCAUCAAUGAGCUAAGCUCCAAGCUACAACAUAUGAAGAGCAUGGAUGACUGGAGCCACACUCCAAAGUCACCCACCAUGCAUAGGUAUUCAGCGGAUUUCACGGAUGUAUUUCAUAGCCCCCCUUCUGGCCAUUCCACCUCGCCAUUACCCACCUCCUCUCCACAGCAUCGUCAGAUCCUAACACCAAAUCUGUCGGCCACUCCUUCUGUCUCCCCAUCCUCUCAAGUCCCAAUUCAACGCAACUGGACCCGCUCCCCAUCUCCACAGAUGCCUACCUCCCCAGUUCAUGCACACCCUCCCCAUUCUCCGACCUACUGCCCAUACCCAACGUCGCCAAAGCAUCGGUCCAAGUUGCGCGGGCAGACUUUUGAUUUUCAGUGCAGUCCCACAAAGGAGAUGCGGUCUUCAGUCUCACGACGGCGAGCUCCCAGUCCUCUUAUCUAUAACACUGAACAGUCAAACCCAACUCCUCCCAGGCCUUCCUCUCUCCCAAUCCUUCCCAUUACACCUAUCUACAACAACCCCUUUGACUUCCCCGGGCCCCUCACCCCUCCUUCGCCUGGAAUCCCUCUAGGAGAUACCUACGCGACUUCAACUCCUCCAAUCUUCUCCCCAUCUGGUGUGCCAAGUGCGAACCCCCUACUUGUCUCCCGCUCUCUCUCCCCCACCCAUUUUCUCUCUGGAGCCUCAUCCCCCAUACACUUGCCCCUCAGCCCAUCCUGCCUCAACUAUCCCCAUCUCACUCCUCCUGCGCCAGCCAAACCCUUUGCUGUCAAGCCCCUGCCCUACUGGACCAAGUACGAUGUGGCCGACUGGCUGGCUUACCUAAACCUGGGGGAACACAGAGAGCGUUUUAUAGACAAUGAGAUAGAUGGAUCACAUCUGCCUUCGCUCACCAAGGAUGAUUUCCUGGACCUGGGAGUGACACGUGUGGGACACCGCAUGAACAUCGAGAGGGCGCUGAAGAAACUCACUGACAGGCGGCUCUCCUCUCCUUUGCAUGUCACUACUUCCCUCCAAGACACAGACUGAGAGAGUGAAGGGGUGAUUCAAAGAUGAAAGAAAGGGAGAGAAACUAAUUGACAAAGAUGGACAAUAACAGAAGAUGUGCAAGAGAAGAGCAGUGGACAUCAACAGGUUGUGUUGAACUUAGACUAAGAAGGGCUGAAUGUGUUUGGGGGGAGUUUUCUUUCAAAUUGGCUCCACAUUUAGAGAAUACUGUUGAAAUUUGUGGGAUGACUUUUGGUCAAGAAAGGGUACGAGGACGUUAUGAAUAUCAUAUGAAAAUGACGCUCUUCAACUGAAAAUAUACUUUAAAACUUUUGAUGGACAGGCAUUUAAUUAACACGCCGUUUUGUGCUGUAAAAGACAAACACAUAUACACACACACUUAUUCUCACACACACACUGACAGAUGGAUUCUCACACCAUCUGCUGUUUAGCAGUAUUGAGAAAACUUCAGUCUGAGUUCAAAGAAAAAUGGAAAAGUUGCUGCUUAAAGGGUAGACCCCAAUAAAGUGUUACUGACUGUGGCUGAGCCAGAAACUCUGGGUAAAACAGUGCCAUCCUAACAUCAUAUUUGAAGCUUUAAGCAGAUCAGAGUAUCAAAUGGCUGAGUACAGGAGCCAAAGUCAGAAUAUGAGAGAUUUGUUUGUAAAUGAUGAUAGAUAAAAUGGUAGACAAUAUUGGUAUUCUCUUUAUAUCUUUGCCAUAUUACCCCAAAGGAUACCCCAAUAAGCUUUGUAUGUAUGUAUUUGCGAGCACUAAAUAUAUCUUACAUGUUAAACGGGAUUCACUACUAUAGUAGAACCAUAUGUUUUGUACAAAGUGCUUAUCGCAAUCAUUCAUUUCAAACUGGUCAGGGUAUUUAUAACUGUUGAAUUGAAGUUGUGCAUAAUGAGGACGUACAAGUUUUGAGAUUAUAUUGUUGUGAAAUUACCUUUUAUUAUUUUCCUGAUUAUUCUAUAGAAAGGAGAUGAAAUGUAUAAAAGAGGAAUUGAAAGGGUUUGUAUGACAUUUUUAACUGCAAAUCGUCUUUUUUUUUUUUUUUUUUUUUUCUUUACUGGUGUUAAUUGCCAUAGCACAGGUCAAGGGAUGGAUCCGUCCUCUUUGAUGCCAUAAUGUUGACGGCUCUCUCUCACACAGCAGGUGCAGUGAUCAAUAAGGGCUUUUUACUGCUUCUCUGACUACCUGAACCUCAACCUUCAGCCUCUGUGAGUCUCUGUGUGUCUGAUUUAGUGCGUCAGCCAAACGCUUUCCUUGACCAACACUUUUCUCUUUCUAAUGCCUUUUCCAAAACAUAUUUAUAAUGGUCAGAAAAUAUUGUUUUUUUCUCAAUAGUUGACAAUCCCCAGUGUUUCCCCGUUCCACACAUUAACCCUCAAAAAGAAACACAGUUUUCAAACUUAAAGCAAAUACUACAUAUGUUGCUUUGAUGUGAAGAUGAACUCCCAGAAUUUUUUUAACAUGCCAGUUUAGCCAUUUCCCUGCAGUGAAUUCAACUGUAAGGCAAACACACAUCAUUUAUAGAUCUAUAUGUAAUGAUGAUGAUGACAAUAACAUACAAAUAUAGUAUAAUAGAUAUAAUAUUUAAGUAUUUAAACAUUUUUAAGAAUCUCCGUCUUCCAAAUAGUGUGGAGAAAUUCUUUGAAGCUUUGUUUUGUUUGUUUCAUUUUUGAUUUUCUGUAAAUGCUUUCUAUACUGCUCGCCCUGUGGUGAACCCCAGUGAAGCUGACGCACGUUAGUUAAUGUGUAUUCUCUCUAUGUGAGUUUAAAAUGAUGACUCUGUAUUCUCAUGCUGAGUUGCCUCACUGCUAUCUCAUGAUUAACUAUUCUGAGAAUGUGAAGGACUGAGCAAUAGUGUAGAAAGCAUUGCAUACUAUGAUUUAAAAGAGUUUUUUAGGUCUAGUAAAAUGCAUAUUGAAUAUGACUGCAUACAGUAUGAGCAUAAAUAUGCAGAGAUAAAAGGUAUAUAUAUAUAUAUAUAUAAAUAAAUAGAGUUUUGCUUUGAAUAAAAUAAAGUAUAUACUGAU
This is a messenger RNA of Anarrhichthys ocellatus (wolf-eel), 9272 nucleotides long. Its product is annotated as SH3 and multiple ankyrin repeat domains protein 1-like. Gene Ontology annotation, cellular component: dendritic spine; postsynaptic membrane; postsynaptic density. The record is from RefSeq and is a predicted model, not a curated record. The coding region runs from base 346 to 7272 and encodes 2308 amino acids. Gene Ontology annotation, molecular function: synaptic receptor adaptor activity; ionotropic glutamate receptor binding. NCBI's taxonomy places the organism in Eukaryota, Metazoa, Chordata, Actinopteri, Perciformes, Anarhichadidae. The transcript has 29 exons.